This is a messenger RNA of Linum tenue, 872 nucleotides long. Lineage: Eukaryota; Viridiplantae; Streptophyta; Magnoliopsida; Malpighiales; Linaceae. The record is from the annotation of a GenBank genome assembly.
CCCAGAUGAGCCACAAUUACCCAUUGGCUGGGACAUUGGGAUGGCUUUUUCGAUAGUCCCACUUCAGACAAAUACCAUUGACUAUCAUACAGAUAUCACUGCGUGCGUCAGGCGUAUUAGUGUUCCUACAACAGUUCGUGGUACCCUCCGAGAAUUCAACCUGGUCAUACAGGAUGUGAGUGGUUCCAAGGCAUCUGUGCUAUAUAGAGGAUAUGACAUCCCGAAGUUCUUAGAGAAUGCGCCGACAGCUGAGGCUCAUCUGCCCCUCAUUGUUACAAUCAAAGCUGCUAUUCGAGUGCCGCAUCUGUCCACCCAGAAAUAUAAAUAUCGUUUUGAAUCAACUCCUGCCACUUUCUUCAUAGUCGCAGGCAGGUCUACUACAUGGACGCCAACACCAGUAAGAAAACAGGCUGCCUUCGAUCAACAAUUGAGAAUAAAACACUUGCUGACAUCAAAGCUAUGCUUGCAUCUGAUCAGAGCUGCCACAAGAUGCUUUACCGUGCCAAGUUCCACAUAUCACAGAUGAAAUUUCGAAAAAACAUUUGCAGAACAACUGAGGAAUGGCCAGACUUGCACUAUCAGCUCGAAGUCAAAUGUGAACAAGGAUCUGAUGACAUUGAUGCCAUACUGGACCAUGAGGCAACUCUCUCAAUAAUCGGAAUGACGCCAAGCAAGUACAUGAAACUCGAUGCGGAUGCGGCUAAGGCGUUGCUGAUCAAUAAAUGCAGCAGAAUGUUUGCAGGAGAACUGUACAUCGGUUCCUCGGAUCUCAAGAACAGAACCGCACCAGCCAAACCUCACGUCAGAGUUUCAACACUUUGGCACACCUCAAGAAUCGACAAGUGAUCGUCAGCACCAAUGAUAGAAAGAGC